AUGGAGGCAGAUGAAUAUCAUCUCUCAUUAAAAGCAAUCGAUCAAUUGAAUCAAUUGAAUCAUGAUAAGACCAAUGAUCAACAAAAUACCAAUUGUAAUUCGUUAUUUUCACGAUUGUAUUAUCAAACAAUUGGUAUUCGAAUAAAACCAAAUACAAUUGUAUUAGAUAAAGAUGAAUCUUAUAAAAAAUUACAUCAUGAUCGAUUAAUCAAGUCAUUCAUGUAUCUAUGUGAUUUAUUAACACAUCAUUGUCUACCUUCUCAAUUAUCAUCAAUAAUUAUUCCAAUACCAGGACUCAUAUUACACAUUGCUCUUUUCAUAUUCGUGUAUUUGUCAACUGAAAUCUCUCGAUUGCAUUAUAUUCUAUGGAUGAUUGUUGAAUAUUUCAUCUAUAUACUCGAUAUCAUUGAUGGCAAACAAGCUAGACGAAAUGGUACACAAUCUCUAGCAAGACAUUUUUGA
Rotaria sp. Silwood2 is the source of this 462-nucleotide messenger RNA. The record is from the annotation of a GenBank genome assembly. NCBI's taxonomy places the organism in Eukaryota, Metazoa, Rotifera, Eurotatoria, Philodinida, Philodinidae.